AUGACUAAUUACGGAGCAAACAGAAAGCCCCUCUUUAAUCAAUUGUCCAAUCUAUGGACUAAUCUGCAACACCAGGUAAUACUAUUAUCCAGAUACAGUACUAUUGUUUCGAAUUUAGAAAACUAUUCAAAGUCGAUGGAAUUCAAUCAAACCUUCUUCGACGACUUAUUACGAACACAAGUUAAUGACGAAAACCGAAUAAGGGAACGUACGAGUGUUUGCCUUAUUCCAACUUCAACUAUUGCGAUUUUCUUAGGGGAAGAAGACAAUGGAUCCGAUGAAAAUAUUAUAGAUCUCGACAGUAUAGAUUAUGAGUGCAACCUUACAAAAUGCAAGACAACCUCUACUCAGACUGUAAAAUCGCACAGCACUAACUCGAUAAGAACUACAACUGUUAUAUCGAAAGAACAAGACACUCAAACCCAUGUCGAUAAAUUCACAAACGUUCCAACUCCAUCAAACUUUGUAUUCGGUUUAAGAGGAAGAAAAGACGAUAAACAGUUCGUGAUUGAUCUAACUAGAUCAAUAACAAAGUAG
Diabrotica balteata is the source of this 537-nucleotide messenger RNA. Lineage: Eukaryota; Metazoa; Arthropoda; Insecta; Coleoptera; Chrysomelidae. The record is from the annotation of a GenBank genome assembly.